Aplysia californica (California sea hare) is the source of this 2334-nucleotide messenger RNA. RefSeq lists its product as uncharacterized. Bases 101 to 1090 code for a protein of 329 amino acids. Gene Ontology annotation, biological process: tRNA modification. The transcript has 4 exons. NCBI's taxonomy places the organism in Eukaryota, Metazoa, Mollusca, Gastropoda, Aplysiida, Aplysiidae. The record is from RefSeq and is a predicted model, not a curated record. Gene Ontology annotation, molecular function: RNA binding.
GACCGGAGAUGGUUUUUACUACCGGAACCGGCACCACGAACGGAAGCAAAAUGGCGACCUACUUGUAGUGAGACUGGAAAGCAUCGAGAAGAUCACCAGUAUGCCUGUGGAACUGAAAAAAAUUGACCAACAGAGACGGCCUUUGUCUACUGAUGACACUGGAAUUUUAGUUCAGACCAAGCCACGCAUUUAUGUGAAAAAUGCUGCAACUGAUGUCAUCGCAUGGCUCCGAAGUUUUACAGAUGAAUAUUGGAAAUCAAGGUGCUCAGAGGAGACAGAAGAAGAAGAGGAAGGGAAUGCAGCCACCCCCAAGUCUGGAUCCUCCAUCCAGUUCAUCAUUAGAGAUUUAGCCCUGGACCCGUCCCUGGUCUUCUUAGCCACAAAUCUGGUGGACCCUGGGGACUUCCUACAUUUUGUCUUCGACACCAUGGCUACAAGCAAGGGCGAACGCCGGACAAAGUACCCCAUGAGGGCGAUGCCAGUGCUAGGCUUGUCCACCACGAAACCUCGUGACAUGGAGGCCUUGGCCAUGCCCCUGCUGGAGGAGCUGUUGGGCGAUCAGCAGCCGCUCCGUUUCUCCAUACAGUUCUAUGGCAGCAUGGAUGCAGAGAACAUGACCCAGAAGGAGGCUGCUGCAGUUCUGCGUAGCUGCAUCUGGGCUGUGAACCCCAACUGCGUGCAGUGCCUGAAAUACCAGGACUUAGCUUUCACCAUUGACAUUGUGAAGCCAUAUUUCUGUUUAGGCUACUUGAAAGACUUUAUCAAGCUGCGGCGGUACAAAACGCUGAGUAUGAAACUUGGCCACGACUUCAGUGGGGAGGGAGAUGACAGUGAGGAUGACAUCAGUGAUGACCCCACACUGGAUGAGGUGGAAGAAAAAAAUAGAAAAAUGAGAAUAAAGCGCAAACGGGGAGCAGAGAAAGCUGGAAUCGCAGCGGAGAACGGGGAUACUAAGAAGCCUCAAGACGAUGCUGAACUUGAUGCUGAUGCUGAUGCUGACGCUGAUGCUGAUGCUGAUGCGUUGGCUGAUACUGAUGCACUUGCUGAUGCUGAGGCUGAGGUUGCAGCUGAGAAUGGGGAAGAGAAUUAAGCAAAGGUGAUGAUUUCCAUUGAAAGAAGUCGUGUAUGUGUACGAGUGUCUGGAGCUGCGUGUGUUUAAAGGUUCCCUAACAUAAUGAGACUCCCCAUCCUCAUGCAGUACUGUUCUUAAGUGGCUGAAUUGAUGCAGUUAAAGAUUGGAGUACAAAAUGUGGGUGAAAGAUUGCUGGGAAAAUGUGCCGUUUCAAUUCAAGUCAAAUUUGCAACUUUGUGGAAUUUUUUUUUUCUUCCUUGAGUGUUUAUGGCACUUUUAGUAAUUUUCAUUAGUUGAAAAACAAACAUUGAACAAGCUUCUUUGUAACGAUAAUAUUCCAGCAAUCUGGGCAGGUCCUUGAUUUCAGUAGAGAGGUAGCAGAGAGAUCUUACAGCUUUCACUCUUUUUUUUGGUUGUAGUAGUUGUUGAUUUCUUUUCCAUCAGCAGAGAAUACUCUCCUCAUAUUUCUUCUCCUCUGGUUAUGAAUUUCAUAGAAAUUUUAAUCCUUUUUUUUCAAGCUUUCAGCCUCUGUCGGGGGGGGGGGGUUGAAUGCUGUAAUUUGACAAAAACAAGAUACUUUCUGUCUCUCAUAUAUAUAUGCAUGCAUAUAUGCACACUCUCUCUUAAUCAUGUGUAUACAGACACAGCUUCUAUGCACACUCUGUACUGAUGCUUCAAGUUCUGAAGCACUGGCUCUUGAUCUACACCAACAUUAGUUAUAAGUUAAUUUUAAAUUACUGUUUACUCAUUGAGUUGACUGUUGUUUAUACUAGGCACAGUGUGGUCUUUCUUUUGUGUGAAACAGUUAACAUAACACUACUUUCAUGGUGUUUUUCCGGAUCUCUUUCUCUCUGAUCUGAUCGAAUAAGUAUGCUGUUUUUUCGUUCGAGUUGAUAUACUAUAUCAGGAUAGACUUUGAAGAAGUUCAAAUGUUCUUGGAUAGUUUUCACUUUAUUGCUUACUUGCAAUUCUUGAACUUUCUGAUGAUCACAAAUUAGCUUUUGAUUUUCAUUACGCUAUUCUUUCUGCAUGACUCAAGAAAGAUUAAUUCAUUUAAGGGAGUGCGAGUGAAGUAACAAAGAAAAAAAGUUAAUGAGAAUGAAAUAAAAGUAAGGAAAAAGGUAACACGAGCAAGUAUCCCUGCUGCCAGAUUUGUUGGUGUACUGUUGACGCUGAUCACUUCAUCAUAAUAUGCUGAGAAUGAGAGUCUCUUUUUUUUGUGUUGUGUAGUAUGUUGUUAAAUAAACAUUCUGUGUAUAGAA